GGCGUCACUGUCGAGUGCAGCUGGAUACUUUGUGCUACCUCAGACAAAGCAGCUCCGAUAAUGAGAUAGCAGUAAUUACACACAAAACGCUCCCACAGAGCCACGCGGAUUUAGUGGAUUAAGAGGUGAUGACAGCAGGAUUUAAUGUGCACCUGGACAGAGUAUUGAUACACUUUUACAGUCACUGUUUUCUGAGCAAAGAGGCGAAAACGGGGCGAAAUCCCGUCUCCACUGUCGGGCCUGAAUGUCGAAACUACCAGGAAAUGCAGGUGUGUCGGUGCUCGGGGACAAUUCGCUGGAGUUUUACCGGGACCCGGUGAGCUUCUACCGGCAGAGGAUGGAGAAACACCGGAGCAGGGUGUUUAAGUGCCGCCUGCUCAACAGACCGACCGCCUUCAUCUGCUCCGUGAAGGGGAUGAGAGAGAUGCUUUGUGAGAAGUCUAGCUUGUUUCUGAAGGACCCAGCUGAUUUGAUGACCAACGUGUAUGGUGACACCGUUGUCACCACUAAUGGCGAGGAGGCAUGUCUUCUCAGACUGUCUCUCACCAGCCUGUUCACAGGAAGUUGUUUGGAAUCAUCAAGUCAUUAUAUCACCAGUGUGUGUGAGCGCCGUCUGAAGGACCUCUCUCUCAGUGGCCAGCCAGAGUGUGUGUACUCUGUUUUUAAGUCUCUUGGGACAGAGUUGGUGCUGGGCCUGUUCCUGAAUGUACGUGCGGAGGAGGAGCCUAAACUUUACGAGGAAAUUGUGCAGCUCUGCACCCAGCACUGGCAUGGUCUGAUCUCUGCUCCGGUCAAUGUGAAGGUUCCUCUGUGGUCGUCUGGUUUCUCCAUUGCUCUGGACGCAAGAGACAAACUGAUGGACAUCAUCAAAGACAAACUGGAGAAUGACACACAGGGUUUUGUCGGCUCUCUUGCCUCUUUGCCGCUGCCGGAUUCCAGCUGUGCCUCCCAGCACCUCCUGCUGUUCAUCUCAGCUCUGAUCCCUAAAGCUCUGGCAUCCCUGCUCACCUCCUUCACACUGGCACUCAGUGGAAACGAACAGACACGCCAGCGAGCAAUGGAUGACCCUGAUUACUUGCGUGGAGUACUGCUAGAGGUUCAGAGACUUUGGCCUCCUUUCAUCGGUGGACGCAGAAUAGCUGAUCAGGACUCCACCCUUGCAGGGUUUCAUGUCCCAAAGGGUUACGGUGUAAUCUAUAUCAGCCACUCCGUCCACCGUGACCCAGAGGUGUUCCAGCAGCCAGACAGCUUCCUGCCGGAGAGGUGGAGCGAAAGGAAUGCAGGCCAGGAGCACUUCCUGUGUUCCUUCGGCAGCGGGCCCAGAAGCUGCAUUGGAGCUAAACUUACCGAUGUCUUCCUUAAGGAAGCAUGUACCUACCUACUAAAGCACUACAGCUGGUGUUUGGACCCUCCAUCACAGGACCUUGAGUACAAAUGGCUGCCUGUAUCUCGCCCUGCCAACCCUCCCAGAAUCUCCUUCACCCGACUGGAUCAGACCAGAUCUUGAAAGUAGCAACACUGACUAGGGGUGCACAGUAUAUUUAGUGAUGUACCUUCUCAUACGUUGGGUGGGAGAGCAGUCAGAGCUGUAGCUUGAGGCCAGAUAUUCCUGUCUAGAAUAUGCAGAAAAAGCAGUAAAAUAUGUGAACACACACUGAGAGGGAAACAGUGAGGUUUUCCCCUGCUGCGUAUAAUACAGUAAUAAUGCAGGAGAUAGCAGAGGGGUGUGCAAGUUUCAGUCUGUGUUUCUCUACCAAAUAUUCUGCAGCUUUCCUUCAUGAACCUGAAAUACAAAACAAACUAAAUGCCUCAUUCUUCCAUUGUUGAAUCUGUUUUUAAUGAGUCAGGGUUUAAAAAAGACUCACCAUGAAACUCUUUGGCUCUCUGAACCUGUUUUAUACAACAGAUGUUGCUUUGAGGUUGAAUUGAAAAACAACUUCUCCUUUUUUCCUUUCCAUCUAUGGCAGCGUUCGUUAUGAAACGAAAUUGAAAUCACCUCCAAAAUGGCAUCAUUUUUUUUUCUUUUCGUUUUUUUGCCACACUGCAGUGUCAGUACUGAGACCAAGCAAAUCCAAGGGAACACACACAUGCACACACUGAGGUAAGCCCUCAAAAUUCCAUCACUGACUGCAAACCUGUCUUCGCUCCCUCCCUCCACCACCUAUCAACCACCACUGCUUAGCAACAGAUCGUCAUACCGACACCGACUUGCUUCCUUUUAGCAUGCAAGUCUCACACGCGCACACAAACGCAGACACACACUAACCUGGUUAUUUUGAAAGCAGUUGGCAAUGAUAUACACACCCUCUGAAUCACAUGUAAAUGAUGCCAGAAGACGCCUCAGAGUGCACAGCUAAAUUUGAAAUAACCUCAGCAUUUCGAUUGAUUGUUAGCACAUGAAUCAUGCACUAAACUUAAAUUGAGUCGACAGCAUUUAUAAAAUAUAAAUUUAAAUUAUUGAGUAAUGUUGAAAUGCAGCACAUUCUUUGGAUUACAUAUUCUGUAUGUUUAUAUGUGUCUGUUAAAUGUCUUUUUUUAUGUUUCCUUAUGGUUUGAGAAAAUAUCUAACUUGUUGGUCAAAUCUACUAUCAUGUUACAUUGUUAAUGUGUGAGAUUUCUAUAUUAAGAAAAAAUGGUCACA
Scatophagus argus is the source of this 2641-nucleotide messenger RNA. RefSeq names its product cytochrome P450 26B1-like. Gene Ontology annotation, biological process: sterol metabolic process. The record is from RefSeq and is a predicted model, not a curated record. NCBI's taxonomy places the organism in Eukaryota, Metazoa, Chordata, Actinopteri, Scatophagidae. Gene Ontology annotation, molecular function: iron ion binding; monooxygenase activity; oxidoreductase activity, acting on paired donors, with incorporation or reduction of molecular oxygen. The transcript has 11 exons. Bases 245 to 1507 code for a protein of 420 amino acids.